Trichoderma asperellum CBS 433.97 is the source of this 5848-nucleotide messenger RNA. RefSeq lists its product as uncharacterized. NCBI's taxonomy places the organism in Eukaryota, Fungi, Ascomycota, Sordariomycetes, Hypocreales, Hypocreaceae. Gene Ontology annotation, molecular function: protein binding. The record is from RefSeq and is a predicted model, not a curated record.
GUCCUCUCUUAGAUUCUCAUAAAACAAUAUGUCGACAGUGCAGCAAAACGAAGGGGGCAAUAUGGCUUGUACCGAAACCAUAGCAGAGACUGAAGAUGCAAUACGCAUAGAAAAUCAUCUCGAUAUUGAAAGCUUUAUUCAGCAAGAAGACAUAGAAGACGAUGACGCAUCUACGGACUCAUCAGAAGUAUCUGACGUAGCAACGUCGAUAUUGCUGUCAACUGCAGAAAAAGUCCCGCCUCUUGGCCUCAGUAGAGGCUGGGGCAGUUCGUCCUAUGAUGACUAUGAUGUAAUUACUGUCCAUGGCCUUCGUGAUGGCCAUAAUACAGCCUGGAAAUCAUUGAACGGAGAAGACUGGCUUAGAGUUGAUCUAUUUGAAGAUAUGCGAAUCCGCCAAUUAGAUUUCUUUUAUGCUACUGAUGAAUCAGCAAGAGUAUUCCAAGAAGAAGGAAUUAAAACUGAAGCACGAUAUUUGCUUCAAAGUUAUUAUUAUAAAAGGCGCGAGCUUCCAGGUAUUGAAGCUAAUCGACCUAUCGUAUGGAUAUGCCAUGAUAUUGGAGGAUCUAUUGUCAAACAGGCUCUUAUCGAAUGCAUGCAAGCCACGACUGUAGAAGAAUAUGGAGACGUAGAAACAUGGGGUCAUAUGAAAGAAUUCCGCAGAAAAGUCAUAGCAUGCUCUACUACAAUUGUAUAUCUCGGUUGUCCACAUAGAGUUGAAUCCACAGACAUAUUGGAAGAUGAGUUACACGAGCUGCUAAGUUUUCCAGGUCAUACAAUCAAGCAAGGCAUUUUGAGAAAAAUAAAAACUGUUGCCCGCCAAGUGAGCAACAUUAAUUUUCAGUUUUGCGAGACGAACCUUUUCUCUCAUAUGACGAGCAUUAACAUAUUCUGUCUUCACACUCAGAAUGAAAUAGAGUUAGACUUCAAGAUGGAUGAUGAGAACGCAGCAAACCCCCAUCAGAUAGCAGAAAGGUGUCAAGAUGAUCUACAUGCUAGAGACGAUAGCGGUCAGAAAUCAGACGAAGGUCUCCCGCCAGCCUUGUCAGAAUCACCAAGCUUUUUAGCCGAAUCAGGGCUACCCUUCUGUCGAUAUUCUAUAAUCCUAGACAACACGUUUGGCAGAGAGGACAGUUAUCAAUUGAAGGAACAUGGAACAGACCAUUUAGAGCUUGUCAGAGGCAAGCAAGCAGAUAAAAGAUGGGUGUUAUUCUUUUCAGAUCGCUUUGCCGAGAAACAGUAUCCCUUGAAAAUUAACACCGACGCUAUCUACGAUCAAAUUUCUCUUUUAUCGCUGAUUCCUCCCAGAAAAAUGCCCCGUACGCACAUGGGCGGCGCUCUAACCGAACAUCACAUUCGAAAACUCCAAUUCACAUCUUGGCUAGCUAAUCAAGACGCAUAUAAAAAUUGUCUCGAGAGCCGUGGCCCGCAUAUCUUGUAUAUUGACUGCUAUGCAGAAGAGGCAUCGCGCGCUGCCAUGCUCUCCCAGUAUAUUCGUACUAUGUACGACUCUCACGUCGGAGACAGGUCACAAUAUUCCUACAGACUUCCAUUUUAUUUCGAAUUCAACGAAUUUGAUACUAGAUAUAAUAGCAUCAAGGCCAUGCUAGUCACAUUCCUCUGUGAGAUGGUCUCGCGGCAUUGGCAUACUUCCCCGACAAUUCGUCUAGUGUUAAGAAAUUUCCACUAUUACCGCUGUUGGUCGCUAAAAGACCUUUUCAAACUCUUUACCGAAAUUAGGAAAUGCCCAUAUGUGAAUAGAUAUACACUAUUCCUUUGCUGCUGGGAUAGCUGCAUAGAAGACGAGCGGACUUGGUUCUUAACUAGAGUCCUCGAGCAGCAUAGCCGCAGUGAGCUGGAUUAUACUGUAGUCAUUACUACAAGAGGUCCAGACAAAUUUUUGAAAAGCUCUAUUGACAAUUCACAAGUUUUAUCUUUAGAAAAAUGCCCGGUACCUCUUUAUGGCUUUGCAGAGGACGAGGGUGAUAACGUAAGCGGACUUAUGCUAUUGCUAGAAGAUAUACUUCGAAAACGUCCAGCUUUACAAGGGUUGAAAUCAGUCAUGAUACAGCUAAUUGACGAAUGCUCUCAAAAAUCUCAUCUUGGAUAUAUAAUUUUAAAUUGGCUUGGCCAUUUUGGACGAGGCAGUCCGAUAUCAGACAUUGCCAGAACGCUCGAACGACUACGUCCGGUUACCCCCGAUAGCAUAUUAGCAGUAAUUAUUGGAAAUUUGCGUCCAGAAAAACGAAAAUUGGCUCAAACAAUUUAUCGAUGGGUCAGAUACGGAGUGGAACCCCUGACAGUUGAAGCCCUUGGCCAUGCCAUAGCAGCAUCUACAAGUUCUGAUGACAUAUCGCUACUCGAUAUUGACCAUGAAUAUCUGCUGGAGAAUAUGGAAAGAAUAUUCUGCGGUAUAAUCAAAAUUGAGGGCCACGACAUCAAAUUUUCGUACGAUUCGUUUUAUGUUUCCAAUCUCGUUGAAUUUGAGGGCGACGUCCAUGAACAGGGUUUUUCCUCGCAUGGUGAGCUAGCCCGGGCUUGCUUGAGAUAUUUGCUUUGCGACGAGGUACAGAAACAAUACUCUAAGUUCUCUGUCGAAAAUUACGGGGGAGACAUAGAUAAAUGUCUCCUUCUGCCCCCCCGGGAUGACUUGUUAGCCUAUGCUGCCCGUCUAUGGGCCGCGCAUUACCGCUUAAGUGGUCACCAUAGACCUCUUGAGCUGGCUCUGGAAUUUUUCAAAGCAAAGGGAGCAAGAAACAAAUGGGCUGAGGCGCAUUAUCUUCUUUCAAAUCCCUUCACGCGCUGCCAGCGAAGCUUUAUAUCUGUUCUACCCUUGACAGCCGCAUUAGGUCUCGAAGAUGUUAUCUCUAAACAGAUUGAAGAACAACAGCAUUCUCAAUACUUUCAACAAGAUUGCUGGUUAGCAAUUGCCGAAGCAGCCCGUAAUGGUCACAUACACAUAGUUCGCAAGCUUCUGGGUCAUGUGCAGGCGGAAGAACUCGGAUUACAAGACGCAAUUUUCUGGGCGACCCAUUCAGGUAACGAGAAGAUUAUGACUGAACUGCUAGGUAAAGUUGCCUUAUUGGAUAAAUUCUCUUUUCCUGAGUCAGUUCUCCUCCGCGCUGCUGCAGCUGGCCUUCAUGAUUUGGUCUCCUCCAUCAUACAAACAGACUAUGAUCUUUCUGAGACAAAUCUUGAUAUUAGAAAUGAGACUGCUCUUCACACGGCAGUAUACUGGGGUCAUGAGAAGAUAGUAGAGCUUCUUCUGGACUCUAACAUGGACCCAACUACGGAAGAUGGAGAAGGGAGAACUGCUUUUCGGUUGGCAGUCAUGAUGGGUGACACCAACAUUAUACAACUUUUUCUUAAUAAGAGGAAAAUGACACACGACGAGGAGCAACUUGGACCAUUGAUAUUGAAUACUGCAAUAUCUGUGGGCGAAUAUGCCGCAUUGAAGUGCCUAUUAUUGGCCGGGGCGGACUGUAAUGUUGGAGCAUUCGACGCAAACGACGAACUCCGAUAUCCCAUUAUCCACGCCGCAGAUUGCGGGAAGAUCAGGUGCCUUCAUAUUCUCCUAGAGAACGGCGCAGAUGCUUGCACUAAAUCUAAAGAAGGGAGCCCCUUAUACUUGCUUUGCAGCGAAAUACAAGCUAUCGAAGGCUAUCGUGCUCUUUUAGAACAUGGAGCAGACCCUAACGAAUGUUACUCAGAUAAGGAGAUGCUUAUAAAACGUGCUUUAAGAACAAAUGAUAAACGUUUGAUUGAGGUCCUCAGCGAAAAUGGCGCUCAAUUCAACAAGCCAGAUACGAAUGGCAUAUUACCAAUAACAGUCGCUGUAUCUCUAUGCUCCACUGAGAUAUUAGAAUAUAUCCUUGAUAAGGGGGCAGAUGCGAAUUACACUCCAGAAGGGGCCACCGCCCCAAUAUUAUACGCAGUCACCCCAGAAUGUGAUAUCAAAAUAGCUGAGCUUCUUUUGAGCAAAGGUGCAAAUGUCAACUGUGCGAAUAGACCAGCGGAAUAUACACCUCUUCACCUGGCUUAUGACAUGCCUGAUUUUGCCACCCUAUUUUUAAAACAUGGUGCAGAUAUAAAUGCCAUGUCUCGAUACGGAACUGUAUUGAUGUUGGUCGCCCAAUGGGGGCGCGUGGACACUAUGAAGAUCUUAUUAUCUCAUAAAAGUCCACCGGCAGAUCUAAAUGCCACUAUCAUUGAGGAAGAAAACGGCGAAGAUUAUCCUAAAACGGCUUUGGAUCUCGCGCUGCAGUAUAAACAGUACGAGUGCGCAAAUCUUCUGCUUGAGGCUGGGGCCCAGCUAGAUGCCAAAUUUGAAGAUGCUAGACUUGUCGUACAAUCAUGUGAAGACAAUAACUCUGGGGAAGCCAUCAAGGUCAUGAGAUACUACCUCCAGCAUGGCAUGCAAGCAGAUCAUGUGGAUGAGCACAAAAAUACGAUCCUUCAUGGCAUUGAGGAGCUUACCACGACGCCUUUAAUACAGCUCCUCAUUGGCUAUGGAUGUCCUUUUGAUACUGCUAACAAUGACGGGUUGACGCCAUUGGCUAUGGCUGUAAAAUUUGACAACGUUGCAGCGGCAAAGUAUCUUAUCAGCAUUGGUGCCAGGACGAAUGUCUCUGGGCCAUCUUUUGGCAGCCUAUUACACCUAGCCUUAAAAAGCAAAUCCAGAGACGAGAGCAAAAUCAUCGAGAUGAUGAAAAUUCUCAUUGACGCCAAGACAGAUCCUCAUAAACUAAGCCAAGGACCCGAGGGUGAAUCCCUACUUCAAAUGGCAAUAUCGGAAUUUUACGGCAGAACUUUGCAUAGACUUGCUAGAUUUCUUAUUGACGAUGUCGGCAUAGAUGUCAAUGAGCGGAGUGGAUCCGACGAAUAUCCUAUUACUAUCGCUUGUGACUACAGAGAAUGGAAUCUUGUUGAUUAUUUUCUUCGUCGCGGCGCUGAUGUCAACGUUGCCAACGGUCACGGUCGUCGUGCUAUUCAUUUCGCUGCUGCUUUGGCAGAAAAACCAAGACCAAUCCAAGUCCUGGCAAAAGCUGGGGCAGAUGUGCAAGCUGCAGACAACUUCGGGCGCACCUCAUUGCAUUUCAUAGCAACGUCUAGACAUGCACGUAUUACAUGGACCAAGGCCUUCACCAAGAAUUUGGACAUCAAUAUAAAGGAUAUCGAUGGAUGGACACCGCUAAUGUGGGCAUGUAAAGCUGGCGAAGAGGCUGAGGAUAUUAUCGUGAAAUUGGUUAAUGACUACGGUGCAGAUAUCUGGGCAAGGAGUACUGACGGUGAAUGGUCUCCGUUUAAGCUUGCUUGUCUCAAUGAUAUGGAUACCGGCAUUCUGGAGAUCUUGCGGCCCCCGGAAGGAAAACAGCAACGAAUUUGCGAAGACGGAACAAUACAACACUGGGAUGUUGCUCCGCAUUACGAUCCGUGGAAAAUUGGCAAUGGCCGACUGUUUUGUGGUAGUUGUUUCAUGUCUACUGGAUGGCCGCGUUUUCGGUGUACUGUGUGCAAGCUCCCUUACAUGUUAUGCUUUAAAUGCAUAGCUCAUCAGGAUAAGAUGCACAAUGCAGAACACGAAUUUACCGAGUGCUUUGAUGAGACAGAGGACGCAGUUGGGGACGAGAUGCCCGACUCUGACAAUGAGAGUGAUAGCAGGGAUAGACACGAUUCAGGAGAGGGAGAGGACAGUAAUGACGAAGAUGAGGAUGAGGAUGAGGAUGAUGACGAGAACGACGAUGAAAUUGACGAGUCUGAUGAGUAGAUUAAAGAUGUCAAAGACUACUGAACGCAGCGAUAGGUCAUAUUCUAGAGAAGAGUUACUAUUGCCGAAAUGAUUGGAUCCCCU